ACUAGCUACCUACCAGGCUACCAGUAAUAUCUACCCGUACUAUAAAUAUGAAUACGAUGAGUGAUCAAAGGAAGCUUAAUCAAAUUAAACCAUAUCAUUGCCUCUCCUCACCUUUUCUCGUUUUGGGUAUAAAGUUUUUGUCUUUGCUGUCAAUCUGUCAUCCCAAUUAUCUGAACUUUCUUUCUAAGUUCACAAGACCAGCUUGAUCAAUAAUUUGCUACUGCUUCAUUAAUUGUUUUUUGUUGCAAACACAAAAUCAUUUAUUAGCGAGGGAAAAUGCCUGCUGCACCGACGACGCCAGUAGCCGCCGCGGCUCUGUCCGACAUCAACGACUUCGUGGUGAAACAAGGCCACGGAGUGAAAGGGCUUUCCGAACUCAGCCUCCCGACCCUCCCCGCCCAAUACGUUCACCCGCCGGAGGAGCGCCUCUCCAGCAUGGAAGUCCUCGCAGACGACGGCAUCCCGGUGAUAGACGUCGCCAACUGGGAGGACCCCGAGGCCGUGGCCCGUCUCAUCUGCGAUGCAGCCGAGAAAAGGGGUUUCUUCCAGAUUGUGAACCACGGCAUUCCUCUGGAGGUGCUCGAGAAGGCCAAGGCGGCGACUUAUCGCUUCUUCGGGGAGCCGGCGGAGGAGAAGAAGAAGUACUCCAAGGACAACUCUCCCACCAGCAAUGUGAGGUACAGCACCAGCUUUCUUCCCCAGAUAGAAGAGGCUUUGGAGUGGAAAGACCACCUCAGUAUGUUCUAUGUUUCUCACGAUGAGGCUGCUUUGUACUGGCCUCCUUCAUGCAGGGAUGAUGCAUUGGAGUACCUCAAAAGUUGUGAAGUAGUGAGCAAGAAGCUAUUGGAAGCACUUAUGCGCGGCCUUAUCAAUGUCAAUGAAAUCGACGAUGCCACAACUUCUCUCCUCAUGGGGUCCCGUCGGAUCAACAUCAAUUACUAUCCCAAGUGUCCCAAUCCCGACCUCACGGUCGGAGUUGGCCGCCACUCUGACAUCUCCACCCUCACCCUCCUGCUUCAGGAUGACAUCGGUGGGCUAUACGUGCGCAAGCUCGAAAACGACGCUUGGUCCCACGUCCCGCCCGUCAAGGGCGCCCUCGUCAUCAACAUUGGCGACGCCCUCCAAAUCAUGAGCAACGGACGCUACAAGAGCAUCGAGCAUCGCGUCAUGGCCAAUGAAACCAAUGACAGGAUCUCCGUUCCCGUUUUCUUCAACCCCCGGCCUACCGACGUUGUGGGGCCGCUCCCCGAACUCCUCGCUGCCGGGGAGACCCCCAUUUACAAGCCCGUCCUUUACUCUGACUAUGCCAAACACUUCUACCGCAAAGCUCACAAGGGGAAAGACACCAUUGCUUUUGCUAGAAUCGCUCAAUAGUUAUUUAACAACAAUAAGCUAGAUAUAUAUCUUCCUAGCUCAACGCUAGCAUUCAUUACAACUUACAAGUGAUCAUUGUUUAUGUUAAUAAUAAUACUGUAUUAAAUAACAUCGCACGGGCGUGCAUGCAUAAAUAUUUACAAUGUACGUACUCCAUUAUUAUAAAUUUAAUACUCCGUAAUACUUAUGAAUAUUUCUGUGAUCCCUAGUUCUUUCUUGGUUGUUCUUUUCUCACUCUAUGAUGCCGGUCGAUUCAGGGCCGUCUUUAACAUGCAACAGUAUUAAGUUUAGUUUGGAGUACCAGAAAGAGAAUGUAAAGUGAACUUUAAUUACAAACUAACAGAUAGCAAACAAGACUCUGAUUCAAAUACUUACAAAAGCCUUGUGCAUUUUUACAUAACAAUCAGUCGUUAUCGGAAUUCAAACCCAAGACUUAUUCUGUGUAACAUCCCC
This is a messenger RNA of Cuscuta europaea, 1827 nucleotides long. The record is from the annotation of a GenBank genome assembly. Lineage: Eukaryota; Viridiplantae; Streptophyta; Magnoliopsida; Solanales; Convolvulaceae.